This is a messenger RNA of Entamoeba invadens IP1, 1791 nucleotides long. RefSeq lists its product as hypothetical. Bases 1 to 1791 code for a protein of 596 amino acids. The record is from RefSeq and is a predicted model, not a curated record. The transcript has a single exon. Lineage: Eukaryota; Evosea; Mastigamoebida; Endamoebidae.
AUGAACCAUUUAGAUGGCUUCCACAUUAUGAUAGUUUCGAAAUACUUUUCUUCUUUCCAAGACUUCAUAUCUCUUGAAUUAGUAUGUAAGAAAUACGCUUCAACUAUGUCUAAGUUUCAUUACAACCCAAUUCCUCUUACCCGAAGUAAACUGAUUUUUUUCGAAAAUUUAGAGACUUUAAUUCUCUGGCCAAAAGACAAUUUUUUGGCUUUUAAACACUUGACAUCAUACUUUUACAGGGAGUUUUACCGCAUUAUUGUCUACGAAGAAGUUGACUACAAAACUGCUAUAAACAUGCUCGACAUGUAUUCUGAAAACAAAUUCCAAUCAAUUAAAGACACUCGUGUUCGAAUGCACUCGAUUAUUUUCAAAAAUGUUGUGUACACACAAAAAGACAAAAUUGCUUUCAACAGUCAUUUGUCUGAUUUGGUCACCAAAAUCGAUGAAAAGUGCUUUUUUAAUGAACAAGAAAUGAAAUCCAUAAAUAUACCAACUACAAUCACAUGUAUUGAUAACGAAUCGUUCUUUCAAUGUACUUCUCUAACAUCUUUUAUAUUUCCAUUGUCACUGAGACGAAUAUGUGAUAAAUCUUUUGCUGAAUGUCGAUCAUUAGUCGAAGUAGUCUUCCCAAGUCGACUUACCUCUAUCGGGUCACUAUGUUUUUAUGGGUGUUAUUCUCUCACCUCGGUGAAGUUCCCGAGACAUUUAAAACACAUUAACAAUUAUGCUUUUAAAUUCUGUUGGAACAUUAAGACAUUGUCAUUCCCAAACCUUCUAUCAAAAAUUAAUUAUGGAACUUUCCAAGACUGUAAAAACUUAAGUUGGAUAAAAUUGCCAAGUCGUCUUUUUGAAAUAAGUUAUUUAGCUUUUUCAGGCUGUCAAAAAUUAUUAGACCUUGAUAUUCCCAAGAGUGUCGAGUCACUCAAAAGUAUGUGUUUUUCCAAUUGUAAAUCUCUUUCAAAAAUAGUGUUAGAAUAUGGUCUGAAGAGUAUUGGAGAAAAUUGUUUCAAUGGGUGUAUCUCAUUGAAUACAAUAGAAAUUCCAGACUCUGUUACUGAAAUUGGUUGGCAGGCAUUUGCCGAGUGUACACAACUCCAAAAAGUCGUGAUGUCAAAGUCACUCACCACAUUAAAUAGAGAAACUUUCAAAAAUUGUUUUUCCAUGACUGAAUUUGUGUUUGCAUAUGGGACCAAGUCGAUAAAAAGUAUUCAACCGUCGUGCUUCAUCGAUUGCGAAUCUUUAAAAUGUAUUGAUAUACCCGAGGGUGUCAUUGAUAUUUCAAAUGAUAGUUUUCUACGUUGUACGUCUCUCUCUGAAAUCACUUUUCCAUACACAGUCGAAUCAUUUGGGGUUCAAAGUUUUUAUUGUUGUUUAACUCUUGAAAGUAUUGAACUGCCAAAAAACAUAAAGAAACUUCAAGUCUCGUGUUUUGAAAAUUGUAGAAAUUUGAGUGUUGUACACUUCCCACAAAAUUUAACAAUGAUUGGAACACAAUGUUUUGCUUCUUGUGUUAAUUUGGAAAAGGUGGAAGGUAUAGAUGGAGUGGUAAUUGUCGGUCCUUUUGCUUUUCAAAAGUGUGAAAAGUUGAGUUCUAUUAUAUUUGGUAACUCACUUAAAAGUAUUGGAGAGAGAUGUUUUGAAGAAUGUAUUAAUUUACAACACGUUGAAAUGCCCGAUGAAGUGACCCAUAUCGGAUAUAAUUGUUUCUUGAACUGCACUAAAUUAAAGAAAUUAAAGAUACCUAGUGGUGUUCAAAAUAUCAAUUGUUUAUUUGGAAAAAAAGAAAAAUAA